CGCAUUCCAGCGUCCCAGAGUCACCAUUUCAGCGAACGCGAUAUUUGUGCUUCGUUCAAGUUUCUGUCGUUAAUCAAAGUUAAAAAUGGACCGCACAGUGCUGUUUAACCUACAGCGCAUGGGAAUGGAGAAGCAUGCGGAUCUGUUCAGAGAAAAUCGAAUUAAAUGGGAAACUCUCAGAGAAAUGAGUCGAUUGACAAUGAGCUCCCUGUUCGCCGGCAAGGUGAACGAACUGUUCGAGUUUGAGAGGGCGUACAAGAAACUGAACGGAAACUGGGCGAUUCCAGAAACGGAGUUACCGCCUUCUGGAAGCCAGGUAUCGCCAACUGUCCUUGAAGUGCCCUGUUUGAAUUAUUUCGACAUCAAAUUACUACUGUUUCCACGAAACUGAGUUUGCGUAUUAAAAUACAAAAUUUGCCUUUGAGAAUAAUACACGGGAAACCUAACUGUCUACUACAAACGCAUGCUUGACGCCGUGUAACUAUAUGCGUCAAGCAUGCGUUUGUUAGUGUGUACUUUCAAGCAUGCAUUUGUAAGAGUGUACAUACACUGUGCAAAUUUGUUGUCACUUUAUGACAAAAACGCGGAUGACAUUUUCGUCACUUUCAAAUCAUGACAAUUUCAUCACAAAUUGAUGACAUUUUCAUCAAAGCUCCUAUACUUAUUGCAUGGGCGUGACAACAAUGUCAUCAAUUUUUUUGACAUCCUUGUAAGGAAAAUUAGCCUUGAAAUUGUCAUCAAGUGACGACUCAAAUUUUCUCAGUGUAGUAGACAGUUAGGUUUUUAGUGUAACUCGGAGUGCAGCGCUCGGGGGCAGGGUGCCUUCAGGCGAGACGCCACCGAAUGGAAACCGAAAGAAGAGGACCCUCUCGAUUGGACACAUGACAACUUCACAGUGAGCCUAAAUUUAAGUAUAUGCCGGUGCUGGACAUUAUUGCGUAAGGUAACCUUGAUCCAAAAAACUCGGCCGCCAACAAAAGUUAUUUGCUUGCGGCCCAGUUUGGGCUGGAUGCGGUUUGACGUUCUGAGACUCAGAAGUAGUCAGACCGAGAGGUACCGCACACUGAGGCAAAAAAAAAACUCAGUAUUCUCUGGAGGGACCGUAGUUAUCUCCGUAGGACGUGGAAUACUGUAUACUCCUACGGAGAUCAGUGUAACGUCCCACGGAGGUGACUGUACGGGCCUACGGACAAUAUUGACAAGUGGGCUACGGAGAAAAGCCACAAGCUGUUUACAGAAUUUACCGUAGCUUUUUGCCACAGUCAAUGCACGCAUUUGCGUCUGCACUGGGAUGGGACUCGAUCACCAAGGAA
Thrips palmi is the source of this 1313-nucleotide messenger RNA. RefSeq lists its product as uncharacterized. The transcript has 2 exons. The record is from RefSeq and is a predicted model, not a curated record. The coding region runs from base 86 to 391 and encodes 101 amino acids. NCBI's taxonomy places the organism in Eukaryota, Metazoa, Arthropoda, Insecta, Thysanoptera, Thripidae.